Molecule: messenger RNA, 2892 nt
Organism: Penicillium argentinense
Lineage: Eukaryota; Fungi; Ascomycota; Eurotiomycetes; Eurotiales; Aspergillaceae
Product: UTP14 family protein
Exons: 2
Coding region: 1-2892 (963 amino acids)
Biological process (GO): rRNA processing
Cellular component (GO): nucleolus; small-subunit processome
Source: RefSeq, a predicted model, not a curated record
AUGCCGCGCAAGCAAACCCAGCAGCGCGCGCCGAAAGACCGCUUUGCGCAGCAGAAACCAGCGCAAAGGCGCAAGAUCGGUCGAGCUCAGGACGCUCUUUCCAUUGCUGAGGUAGAGACCAAGUCAAGACUUGGUGUUCGCCGCAGUCGUCUCGGUGUUUCAGAGGACAAGAAUGAGCGCAAAAGGCACUCUGCCCGCGACGAGGACGAGGACGACGAUGACGACGACGAGGACGGCCCGACCCAUAAACGCCGCAGAACCGGAAUCGACAAUGAUAGUGCCGACGGUGGCAGCGACAGUGAAGGCCACGAGUGGACUCUCGGACAAGUCAACAGCGACGACGACAGCGAACUAGACAGUGACGAAGCUUUGGGGUCGAGCGACGAAGAAAGAUUUGAAGGAUUCACCUUCCGCGGGAGCUCUGCGAACAAAACCAAAGCCAAGCCGAAAAAGCCUCAGCCUAAGAAGCGUGCCGAGAUCAGCCUGGAUGAAGACAUGGAUGAAUCUGAGGAUAAUGAAUCUGACGCUGAGGAAGACGACGACGAUUUGGGUGAAGAUGCUGUGGACCUUCUUACUGCUUGGGACAUGAACACCGCUGAAGAAGAAGCGGAGUCGAAGAAAGCAGCUGUCAAAGCCAAGAAGGCAGCAGGCGGGGACGAGAGCGAUGAAGAUUCAGGCUCCGAAGGAGACAGUGAAGACGACCCCAGCGAUGAGGAUUCUGACCUGUCUCUCUCUGAUAACGAGGACGAUGCCGACGCUCAGAAGCAGGGUCUUUCCAAGCUACAAGAUUUCGUCCAGUCGAUGGAGGCAGGCAAGCACACGAAAUCUAAGCAAAAAACAUACGAGCAGACCAACCCUACAGAGUACGGAUUGACCUCUUCUCGCAAAUUGACUGUUGCGGACCUCCUUCCUUCAAUUACGGAUUCUCGCCUCAAGGGCUCUCUUAAGCAUGUCGAUGCGGCACCUCAAGCCUCCAAGUCGGGUAUUCCGGGCAAGCUGGAUGCCCCAUUGGCCAAGCGUCAACAGGACAAGCUCGACCGCUCUGCUGCUUACGAUAAGAGCAAAGAAACUCUCAACCGAUGGCUGGAUACCGUCAAAGCAAAUCGCCGAGCCGAGCAUCUCGUCUUCCCUCUGCCGAACCCGGACGGUGAACAAGUCCACAGUAUGAACGUCGCUAAGCCUAGCAACGACCUUGAAAACACCAUCCAGAACAUCUUGGUGGAAAGUGGGUUGGCCGAGGCCAAUGGCAAGUCUGCAGAAGAUCAGGUUCAGGACAUCGAGGGACUGCAGUCGCGUGCAUUGCCCAUCGAAGAGAUCAGAGCUCGCCAGGCCGAGUUGCGGAAGCGCCGUGACCUGAUGUUCCGCGAGGAAGUCCGCGCCAAGCGGGUCAAGAAGAUCAAGAGUAAGGCCUACCGCCGUGUCCAUCGCAAGGAGCGAGAAAAGCUUGAGCAACAGGAGCGUCAGGCUCUUCUGGAGGCUGGCGUGGAUAUGGAUGAGGCCGAGCGAGAGCAGAACGAACGCAAGAGAGCCGAGGCUCGUAUGGGAUCAAAGCACCGCGAGAGCAAGUGGGCCAAGAGCUUGAAGCAAACCGGACGCACUGCCUGGGACGAGGAUGCUCGCAACAGUGCUGCUGAUCUCGCAAUGAGAGAAGAAGAGUUGCGGAAACGUAUUGAAGGAAAGAGCGUGGCUCGUGGAGAUGAUGACUACUUGGACUCCUCGAGCUCGGAAUCCGAUGAUGAGGAUCCCUGGGCUGAAGAUGCAGAGGAGACACGGAAGCGCAAGAUCCAGGAGAAGCUGGCCGCCUUGGAGGGAGAUGGCAACGAGGAGGAAUAUACGGGUCCUCAUUCGAAGCUUCUUGCUAUGAAGUUCAUGAAAAAUGCCGAUGCCGCCCACAAAGAGGCAAACGACGCAGAAAUCCGGAAACUUAACCGCGAGCUUCAUGGUGAAGAGUCACAGUCUGAGGCAGAGUCAGAAGCUGGUCGUCGGAAAUUCGGGCAAUCAGCCAAACGUGAUCCCAAGACGACGAAGGCUUUGCCAAAGAAUGAGUUUGAGGAAGCUGCCGACUCCGAUGACGAGGAGCGUCAGGUAGUUGAUUCAGACCAGGAUAUCGACAUUGUUACCGACCGUCCAACAAAACAAAAGACUGCCGGUGCUUCCAGCGCAAAACCUACUGCUGGUUUGUCCAAGAAGGUGUCUGCUCCGCAGAAAGCUGCGCCAGCGGAGAAUGAAAACCCAUGGCUUGUACAAACCGAGCGCACCAACCGUAAAAGGAGCGAAGCGGACUCUCAGGAGGCACUCGAUAUCUCUGUCGACGCCCAACAACCUCAGGCCGCCCAGGCGACAGAUUAUUCCAAGAAGAGCAUGACCGGUAAACUCUCCAAGCAACACCGCCAGGAAAAAGAUGACAGUGACGAUGAGGAGAACGUGCCUGUCCUGCUGAAGAACCACGACCUCGUGAAGCGGGCCUUCGCUGGUGACGAAGUUGUGCAAGACUUCGAGCAAGAGAAGAUGGACACUGUUGAAGAUGAGGGUGACAAGGUUGUCGACAACACACUUGAUGGAUGGGGCAGCUGGACAGGUGACGGCAUCAGUAACAGGCAGAAGAAGAAGCAAAAGCGCUUCCUGACCACUGUGCAAGGUGUCAAGCCCGAGAAGCGCAAGGACACCAAGCUCGACCGUGUCAUUAUCAACGAGAAGCGAGUCAAGAAGAAUGUCAAGUACAUGGCCACCCAACUGCCUCACCAGUUCGAGAACAAGACUCAGUACGAGCGUUCUUUGCGCAUGCCGCUCGGUCCGGAGUGGUCGACCAAGGAGACCCAUCAGGACAGCACCAAGCCUCGUGUCCUGGUCAAGCAGGGAAUCAUCAAGCCCAUGGAGAAGCCCAUGAUUUGA